This is a messenger RNA of Aedes albopictus (Asian tiger mosquito), 3687 nucleotides long. It is a transcript of the gene AP-2mu, whose product is annotated as AP-2 complex subunit mu. The record is from RefSeq and is a predicted model, not a curated record. The transcript has 7 exons. Gene Ontology annotation, cellular component: AP-2 adaptor complex; cytoplasmic vesicle. Lineage: Eukaryota; Metazoa; Arthropoda; Insecta; Diptera; Culicidae. Bases 196 to 1512 code for a protein of 438 amino acids. Gene Ontology annotation, molecular function: clathrin-cargo adaptor activity. Gene Ontology annotation, biological process: clathrin-dependent endocytosis; intracellular protein transport.
UGAAAAUCCGAUUGUGUCAUUAUUCGUUCGUAAAAAAAAUUGGAGGAAAGUUCGAUCCUCCCUUUCGCGUUCGAUUGUAUUUUGGUGUUUUUCGGUGCAAAAAUGGAUUAAAAUUGUGCAAAAAGUGCUGCAAAUUGUUCCGCAAGACUCGACCGGUGAGGAUAAGUGUGAUUGACACGAGGAAAGCAAUUCAAGAUGAUCGGCGGACUGUUUGUGUACAAUCACAAGGGAGAGGUGCUGAUCUCCCGUGUGUAUCGGGAUGACAUCGGACGGAAUGCGGUGGAUGCCUUUCGGGUCAAUGUUAUCCACGCGCGGCAGCAGGUCCGAUCGCCGGUGACCAACAUCGCCCGGACCAGCUUCUUCCAUAUUAAGCGAGCAAACAUCUGGCUAGCCGCAGUCACCAAGCAAAAUGUGAACGCCGCCAUGGUGUUUGAGUUUCUUCUGAAAAUCAUCGAUGUCAUGCAGUCAUACUUCGGCAAAAUCUCGGAGGAGAACAUCAAGAAUAACUUUGUACUGAUCUACGAACUGCUGGAUGAAAUCCUGGACUUUGGUUAUCCGCAAAACUCGGAUACCGGUGUGCUCAAAACGUUCAUUACCCAGCAAGGUAUCAAGACUGCCACCAAGGAGGAACAGGCACAGAUCACGUCCCAGGUGACAGGCCAAAUCGGCUGGCGCCGCGAGGGCAUCAAAUAUCGCCGUAACGAGCUUUUCUUGGAUGUGCUCGAGUACGUGAACCUGCUGAUGAGUCCCCAGGGGCAAGUUCUGUCGGCGCACGUUGCCGGCAAGGUCGUUAUGAAGUCGUACCUUUCUGGCAUGCCCGAGUGCAAAUUUGGCAUCAACGACAAGAUCGUAAUGGAAGCGAAGGGCCGCAGCGGCAUCUCCGGCAAUGCGGACAACGAAGCGUCCCGCUCGGGCAAACCGGUUGUCGUGAUUGACGAUUGCCAGUUCCACCAGUGCGUCAAGUUGAGUAAGUUCGAAACGGAACACUCGAUCAGUUUUAUUCCGCCGGACGGUGAGUUUGAGCUGAUGCGCUACCGCACAACCAAGGACAUUUCGUUGCCAUUCCGAGUGAUUCCGCUGGUGCGAGAGGUGGGCCGCACGAAAAUGGAAGUCAAGGUGGUGCUCAAGUCCAACUUCAAACCAUCGCUGCUGGGUCAAAAGAUUGAAGUCAAGAUUCCCACUCCGCUCAACACGUCCGGGGUGCAGCUGAUCUGCCUGAAGGGCAAAGCCAAAUACAAGGCGUCCGAGAAUGCCAUCGUAUGGAAAAUCAAGCGUAUGGCCGGUAUGAAGGAAACCCAGCUGUCGGCCGAGAUCGAACUGCUCGAAACCGACACGAAGAAGAAGUGGACCCGACCGCCGAUCUCGAUGAACUUUGAGGUGCCGUUCGCACCAUCCGGAUUCAAGGUCCGCUACCUAAAGGUUUUCGAACCCAAGCUGAACUACUCGGACCAUGAUGUGAUCAAAUGGGUGCGCUACAUCGGACGCAGCGGGCUGUACGAGACGCGGUGUUAAUGCUCCGCUUCUUUUUCGCACUGGUAACUCUUUUGACUUUCGAUAUUCGUUGUUUGUUACACAGCACAGGCAACCAUUAUGUGUGAGUGUGCGAUGGGUAUGUGUGAGAAGGAACUUUGUAAGUUUUUUCCAAGUACAUGCAAAUCUUUUACCAGCACCAGCUUUUUUGGCUUCACUUGAGUCCUCUGAUUGUGAAACUUACUGCGACUCAACGGCGUGAUGGAAAUGCUGUUCCACUCACACACCCUUAGCUGCGAAACAACUACACAUAGAUUAUACAAAGAUUUUUUCAUUGAAAUCGGAGGUAGGAGUCGUGGUACUAUUAUUAUUGAAAUAUUGGACAAAAAUUAAGAGUUAUCAAAGUAUCUAUAGGCUAUCAGCAACAACUCCUUAUUCUCGUUAUUAUGCUUAAACAACAUACUAUAUUAUAUGAACAAGUAUAAGAAUGGUAACAAUAAAACAAUAUGCAUAGUUCAUCUUGAAUGAAACAAAUUCGAUUUAAUUAGCGGAUUAGACCACUGAUUGAAAAAUGGGGGAUAGACUAUUGUAGUAAAAUGCGACAAUGUGAAGCGAAAAAGCCAAUAAAUGUUUCCACCUAUGAAAAUACUUUGAAUUUGCUCUAUAAUUUAUACACACGACUAUUGGCACAAACGUGAAUCUCAAAAACUGCUUUCGCGCUUUUAUUUCGUCCUCGAUGUAAAUACUGUUUUCUUUGCUCGUUUCGAAGCUUCCCAUAUGAUUCGCUCCUUCGGUGUCAAUCCAUUCCAUUAGUUUGAUUCUUUCUCGUUUUUUGCAAUUCAUCGUGAACAGUAGUCUGGUUCUCGAAACCAAUAGAAGAAACUAGUUAUAUGAUAAGAUUCGAAUCGAACUAAGGUGUAUGAUGUGUACAAAAGCGCAUAAUUGCAAGAAUCACACGCGUUAGGCAUCGUACACAAAUUACGUAACGCUAUAGGGGGAGGGGGGGGAGUCUGGCUUAGCGUUACGAGCCAUACAAAAUAUUUUUGGUUUUCAUACAAAAAGCGUUACAAGGGGGGAGGGGGGGAGUCUGAAAUCGCCGAUUUUAGCGUUACGUAAUUUGUGUACCAUGCCUUAUAUAGGACAUGUGCUAAACGACAGAAGAAGCGGAAGAAGUAUCUGCAUUUUCAUGAUCACGAGCAAACUGGAACAAAACAUAACAUAUUACGAUGAUAUUUCGCUAUAACCACUGGCCAUAACUAGCAUGAAUAUGCAAUGCAAAAUGUUUAAAAGAUACUACAACACUCUGCCGUAUUAGGUGUGCAUCACCGAUGUAAUUGUUUAUUAUUGGAGGGGUUUUUACGAUACCUUUUUGGUGUUAUAUUGUUCGACGUAAUGCCGUCUGACGUUCGGUCAUUGUUAUUGCUUUGAUAUACAGUAAUACCUAGGACAACUGAUAACAUAGGUAACAAUGUUUUGCUCAACGAUUUUUAUGUCGAAUAAGAUUAUACCAACUGAGGUAGAAACGAUGCAGAGAUCGCCUAAGCUAACUGAUCAACAAACGAGUUGGGGCGACUCGUAAUUUGAACUCCCAAAACAGUUAAAAUCGCUAUUUAUGUGCUACAUCCUCGUUUCCAUCCUUAUCAUUGUUAGUUUCAUUGUUACAAGAAGUUACAAUCGACAUAGGACAAGGGCGCAAUCAUCUGAACGUACAUUUAUUCAAAGGAAACGGAAUAGGUAGAAUCCCAGCACGAAUAUUAUUUACAUCAUUGAAAUCGGCAUAUUGAAUAUAACGGCGCCAGCUCGCUCCAAUAGCGUUACUGUCGUGUUGCAACAGUCGAACUUUGUUUAGGGCAACCAGCAAUAGAGAAAUACCUAAACUUCGAAAAGAUUUGACGAUUCCAUGUUGGUGACAAUGCCAAUCUUAUAUUUAGACCAAUACAAAAUUAUAUCCAAAAUUACCAACAUAAGAGCAUCGAUCGGCUGCAAAACCAUUUCUUCGUGAGAAGCAAAAUUGAGUACAUAUAGUCAUAUAAUUCAAACGAUGAAGAACAACACUGCUCUAAAUAAAAAAAUGCUUACUAUACCGAAAACGAGAAGAACUAUUGUUGGAUGCUGUACUACCCAUUGAAUAAAAUAGACAAAUAGACAUGAGAAGGAAAAUGACAUAGUAAUAUAAAUUGGGAAUAAACUCAUGAACCAUAGUUGUUGAAACUCAAA